AUCGCAGCUUCCUCCGUCGUACCACCACGCGUUAGCUCCGACGCGACCCCAACUCAACCGUGUAACCAACAACUGUUUUGUCCAAUCUCGACACUGGUAUGGUUACCGCUGUUGAGUCUGGCACCAAGAUGCCCAACAAAACCAUCGGAGGUGGCCCCUCUUUGACAUGCACCAACGAAAUUAGCACGCAGAUUGCUCACAAAUGUCUCGACGAUACGAAUACUGAUAGUGAGGAAACCGAGCCAGAUCUAGCUGAUAGACUUGCACACGUGAGUUAUAGCUACUGUACGCGUAUAUUGCAUGGAACUGACGCGAUCGGCAGGAAAUAAAAGUUCAGAUCGCGAUUGCCGACAUCAUCAAGCGCAUGAAAGAUGUCGAUGAAGAGGUGGCCGUCCUCCGCCAUGAUCUCG
This is a messenger RNA of Aaosphaeria arxii CBS 175.79, 410 nucleotides long. RefSeq lists its product as uncharacterized. The transcript has a single exon. The record is from RefSeq and is a predicted model, not a curated record. NCBI's taxonomy places the organism in Eukaryota, Fungi, Ascomycota, Dothideomycetes, Pleosporales. Bases 99 to 329 code for a protein of 76 amino acids.